GCGCAUGCGCAACAUAUGAGCGGCAAAGUGAGGUUAAAUUUAUCUGGGGUUAUAUCAACGGUCGUUGAAAAAAAAAGUGCGUUUUUUAAAUUAUUUCAAGCGAAAUGGAGAUUUCCGACGAGAAUCUUCGAAUUCUGAGCCAAUAUUUGCAACAGACUUUGAGCCCCGACCCGAACACUCGGCGCCCCGCCGAAAAGUUCCUCGAAGGGGUCGAAGUGAACCAGAAUUACCCCUUGUUGCUGCUUAAUUUAGUGCACAAACCCGAGGUGGAUGUGACAAUACGGAUUGCAGGCGCAAUUGCCUUCAAAAAUUACAUCAAACGGAACUGGAGUAUUGAGGAGGACCAGAAUGAUCGGAUCCACGAAAGCGAUAGGUUGGCUAUUAAGAAUCUCAUUGUUUCUCUAAUGUUGAGUUCGCCUGAAGCAAUACAAAAACAGUUGAGUGAUGCUAUUAGCAUUAUCGGAAAGACAGAUUUUCCGUUGAAAUGGCCCGAGUUGAUCACUGAAAUGGUGGACAAAUUUGCCACAGGCGAUUUCCACGUCAUUAAUGGGGUUCUGCAAACGGCGCAUUCUCUCUUUAAAAAAUAUCGUUACGAAUUCAAGUCCAACGAACUCUGGAUGGAAAUUAAAUACGUACUGGACAAGUUAGCCAAGCCUUUAACUGAUCUCCUUAUGGCCACUAUGGGGCUAACACAAGCACACCAAAACGAUGUCAGUGCUUUGAAAAUUAUAUACCAUUCACUUGUCUUAAUUUGUAAAGUUUUCUACUCUUUAAAUUACCAAGAUCUCCCCGAAUUUUUUGAAGACAACAUGGCCACUUGGAUGUCGAAUUUCCACACGCUGCUAACAGUUGAAGUUAAAGUACUGCAAAAUUCGAGUCAGGACGAGGCUGGCGUAAUAGAACAGUUGAAGUCACAAGCCUGUGAUAACAUUGCUUUGUAUGCUCAGAAAUAUGAUGAGGAAUUUCAACCGUAUUUACCACAAUUUGUCACAGCUGUUUGGAAUUUGUUGGUUGUUACAGGCCUGGAGCCGAAAUAUGAUUUGUUGGUUUCCAACGCUCUCCAAUUUUUGUCGUCAGUUGCUGAACGUUCUCAUUACAGGAAUUUAUUUGAGGAUAAUGCGGUUUUGAGCAGCAUUUGUGAACAAGUUAUCAUUCCAAAUAUGGAAUUUAGAGCCUCGGAUGGAGAGUUAUUUGAAGACAAUCCAGAGGAAUACAUUAGGAGAGACAUUGAAGGAUCUGAUGUGGACACAAGACGGCGAGCCGCUUGUGAUCUAGUCAACACUUUGAGCCAGAAUUUCGAAAAACGCAUCAUCGAAAUAUUCGGACAAUAUUUACAGGUAAUGCUAUCAAAAUACAACGAAAACCCCAAAGACAACUGGCGCAGCAAAGACGCCGCCCUUUACUUGGUAACAUCUCUGGUAAGUAGGGGGGCCACACAAAAACACGGUGUGACUCAAACGAGCCAACUUGUCUCAAUACCACAAUUCUGUCAAGACCAAAUCCUCCCUGAGCUUAAAAGAACCGACGUCGACGAAUUACCGGUCCUUAAGGCCGAUGCAAUCAAAUAUUUGCUAACUUUUCGCUCUGUCUUACCCAGUGAAAUGGUCGUUGCAACCAUUCCUUUGCUAAUUCAACACUUGACGAGCGAAAGUGCAGUCAUUCACACUUAUGCUGCUUGUACUAUUGAAAAAAUCCUAAUCAUGAAAGACGGCAACAAUCAGAAUAUUUUAAACGGGGCCUCUUUGGAGCCCUUAGCCAGUCAGCUGCUGGUUAAUCUUUUCGCGAUUUUGGACAAACCGGUGUCGGAGGAGAACGAAUACGUUAUGAAAACCGUAAUGAGGACUUUUUCCACGUUGCAAGACCGAGUCAUUCCGUAUUUGCAAUCAGCUUUGCCCAAACUCACCGAGAAGCUGCAAAUGGUUGCGAAAAAUCCAUCCAAGCCUCAUUUUAAUCAUUAUUUAUUUGAAACCAUUUCCCUGGCGAUUAAGAUUGUGUGUAAAACGAACGCGUCAGCGGUUACGUCGUUUGAGGAUAUUUUGUUUCCGAUUUUUCAAGGCAUAUUGCAGCAGGAUAUUCAAGAGUUCAUUCCGUACGUGUUUCAAAUUUUGUCCCUUUUGAUGGAAUUCACCCCAAUUGGGAGCAUAUCCGACGCCUACAUCCAGCUUUUGCCGUGUCUUUUGGCCCCCGUUUUGUGGGAGCGCCCGGCCAACAUCAGCCCCCUUGUUCGCCUCCUAAGCGCCUUUACGGUGCAUGCGGGCCACCAAAUCGUGGCACAAGAUAAAGUGGGCGGUUUUUUGGGUGUUUUCCAAAAACUGAUCGCCUCGAAAUCAAACGAUCACGAAGGCUUCCACUUGAUGCAAAACAUGAUCCAGCAUUUUCCAAUAGAGGCGCUCGCUCCGUACCACAAGCAAAUUUUCUUCCUGCUUUUCCAGAGACUGUCGUCGAGCAAAACCACCAAAUAUGUUAUAAAUAUAAUUGUUUUUUUCUGUAUGUAUGCCGUUAAGUAUUCGCCGGUUGAGCUGGUGUCUGUUAUCGAUGGAAUCCAAGCCCAGAUGUUUGGUAUGGUUCUAGAGAAGCUACUAAUCUCCGAAUUGCAAAAAGUCUCAGGCAACGUUGAGAGGAAAAUUGUCGCAUGUGGCAUCACUAAAUUGUUAUGUGAAUGCCCCGAAAUGCUCACUGGGACGUAUCAGAAGUUCUGGCCGCAACUUUUACAAGCUUUAAUCAUGUUUUUUGAAAUGCCGCUAGACGAAAGUUCUUUACCAGACGACCACUUUAUCGAGAUUGACGACACCCCCACGUUUCAGACCACUAGUGCCAAGUUGAAUUUUGCAAAUAUUGCCAAACCGGACCCGUUACAAAGUUUCGGGGAACCGAGGCAGUUUUUGUCGCAAAAUUUGGCAACUCUUGGUCGUGCACAGCCUGGAAAAUUGCCAGUUUUGGUGGGGAAUAUGAACCAGCAAGCCCAGACCAUCCUUAACCAGUAUCUGGCGAAAUUUGGAGUCCAGCUCAUGUAAUUUGUUUUGUUGUGUUAACUGAAUGCUUUCGAAUAAAACGAUAUUUUUAAAAA
Messenger RNA from Tribolium castaneum (red flour beetle), 3067 nucleotides. RefSeq names its product Chromosome segregation 1 (gene Cse1). The transcript is spliced from 17 exons. Gene Ontology annotation, biological process: protein import into nucleus; protein export from nucleus. The record is from RefSeq and is a predicted model, not a curated record. Gene Ontology annotation, cellular component: cytosol; nuclear envelope. Lineage: Eukaryota; Metazoa; Arthropoda; Insecta; Coleoptera; Tenebrionidae. Bases 105 to 3014 code for a protein of 969 amino acids. Gene Ontology annotation, molecular function: nuclear export signal receptor activity; small GTPase binding.